Molecule: messenger RNA, 1783 nt
Organism: Hippocampus comes (tiger tail seahorse)
Lineage: Eukaryota; Metazoa; Chordata; Actinopteri; Syngnathiformes; Syngnathidae
Gene: mcrs1
Product: microspherule protein 1
Exons: 14
Coding region: 197-1591 (464 amino acids)
Biological process (GO): positive regulation of transcription by RNA polymerase II
Cellular component (GO): MLL1 complex; NSL complex; Ino80 complex
Molecular function (GO): protein binding; G-quadruplex RNA binding
Source: RefSeq, a predicted model, not a curated record
ACCUCCCCGUUUCCGCACAAGAAGAAGAAGAAAAUAUGACUACAACGAGCUUAAUGCUAACUGAUUUUUGUCCCGAUGACGCUAUGUAGUUCAGUCAAGAAACCACUUACACUGCUUUGAUGAACUACGUAUCGAUAUACAAUACACACGCAGUCAAAUACUGGAUCUAAUAUCACAAUAAACCAACGAAGGAACGAUGCAAGCGGUUGAGCCUGGUGUGCCAAUGGCGGUAGCAAGUUCACACAGCCGCUCAGAAGACGAAGAGUCGCUUGUCAUAAAAGAUGUAAAAAGGACGGCGACGCAAGCAUUUGGCAGUGGCGUUCCCAAACGCAGAAGUUCCUCCAGAUCAAUAAAGAGGAAGAAGUUUGACGAUGAACUGGUGGAAAGCAGCCUCGUCAAAUCAACGAGUCGCGUUAAAGGUCCUCCUCUCAUGGAGCCUUUACGCUGCUCGGGUAGUGAGCCUUCUUCCAGCGAGAAAAAGAAGGUGGCAAAAUCGGGACCGUCUUUGACGCCGCCUCUCACAAUGCUAAUGCAUCCUACGUCGAUCACCAAAAGAGUGAAGAAAAGUAAACAACCGCUCCACAUGACUAAAGACUUGGGUCGCUGGAAGCCGACAGAUGACCUGCUGCUUAUUAAUGCCGUGCUGCAGACAACAGACCUCACAUCUGUCCAUUUGGGCGUCAAGUUCAGCUGUCGCUUCACUCUGAGAGAAAUUAAAGAGCGGUGGUACUCACUGCUGUACGAUCCCGUCAUCUCAAAACUUGCUUGGCAGGCGAUGCGGCAGCUUCAUCCCGAAGCCGUAGCGGCAAUACAAAGUAAAGCUCUUUUCAGCCAGGCUGAGGAAGUACUACUGGCCAAGAUUGGCUCGACGAGUCAGCCCAAAUUAGACACAUUCCAGGAUCUUCUGAGUAAACACCCGAGUGUUUUUCACCAGUCACGAACCCCCAAAAGUCUGCUGCUCCACUGGCAGCUUCUGAAGCAGUACUACCUACUGGAUGACCAGAGUGUCCAGCCGCUCCCAAAGGGGGACCAAGUCCUGAACUUCUCUGACGCCGAGCAGAUUGUUGAUGAUGUCAAGUUAAAGGAGAGUAGAGAUGAAGUAUUGGAACACGAACUGAUGAUAUCUGAUCGCCACCAAAAAAGGGAAAUCAGGCAGUUGGAGCAAGAGUUGCCCCGCUGGCAGGUCCUUGUGGACAGUAUCACAGGGAUGAGCAUGCCUGACUUUGACAACCAGACGCUGGCCGCUCUCAGAGGACGGAUGGUACGCUACCUCAUGAGAUCCCGAGAGAUUACGCUGGGCCGUGCAACCAAAGAUAAACAGAUUGAUGUGGAUCUGUCAUUAGAGGGGCCCGCCUGGAAAAUAUCAAGAAAGCAAGGAAUUAUUAAACUGAAGAAUAACGGGGAUUUCUUCAUCGCCAAUGAGGGCAGACGACCCAUCUACAUCGAUGGCAGACCGGUCCUGUCCGGUAACAAGUGGAAACUAAACAACAACUCAGUGGUGGAGAUCGCGGGACUUCGCUUCGUGUUUCUAAUCAACCUGGAACUCAUCUCCCUCAUCAAAGCCGAGGCAGCCAAGAUGACACAACAGUGAACGCGCAACUCCGUACUGUUUAUAUGUAGAAGUGCUUCUGACUUGGAUUUCACAAGUCUGGUCUAUGGAUCUUUUCCGUGUUGUGCUGUAUAGACACUGUCAUGUUGGGAGCCCUUUUUCCAGUUUCUGGGUUAUUUUAUUUAAAUUGUGUAUUGAAUCUUUUCCACGUCAAUAAACUGGCAUACACACACA